Messenger RNA from Hylaeus anthracinus, 2048 nucleotides. It is a transcript of the gene nvd, whose product is annotated as cholesterol 7-desaturase nvd. Gene Ontology annotation, molecular function: 2 iron, 2 sulfur cluster binding; chlorophyllide a oxygenase activity. Gene Ontology annotation, cellular component: chloroplast. Lineage: Eukaryota; Metazoa; Arthropoda; Insecta; Hymenoptera; Colletidae. The coding region runs from base 549 to 1787 and encodes 412 amino acids. The transcript is spliced from 6 exons. Gene Ontology annotation, biological process: chlorophyll biosynthetic process; cholesterol metabolic process. The record is from RefSeq and is a predicted model, not a curated record.
ACAUGAAAAGGAAUCAACUAAACAGAGACCGAGUGAAGGCUUCCUCGACCGAAGGAAAAGGUAACGAGUGAAUAGGUUCUGUAAAAAUGUUGAGAUUGGAUCAAGGGAACGUUUCGUAGAUAAAGGGCCCAGUUGAAAGUGAAAUUCGGGAAAAGGCCCCCGGUCGGUAGUAAAACAGCAGCGGAGAGGGGGGGGGGGGCAUGGGAAGGGAAGGCUAAAGAAGGAAGAUAUCACGGAAGGAAGAAGGGUGAAGGGAGGAUGGUAAGAGAGGGAAGGGAGUAAAGAGGGAAGAAAAAGGGAGCGCGAAGGAAGAAGGAAGUGAAGGUAGAAGGGAGAAACGUGAGUCGCGCAGAGGAAGAGGGAAGGAAGGAAAGAAAAAUAGAAGAGGUAGAGAGUGGUGGAAAAAGGAAAGAAGGGACGACUGACAGAAAGAAGGAGAGUGAGAGCAAGAAGUAAGAGAGGUGGCCAUCGAAGGUGUUCCGGAGGGACAAGUUUUUCGAGUGCACUUGCUCUUCUUCGUUCGGGAGCAGAGGGUGAAGAAGACAGCGAUGGCCGGAUGGUGGAGCCUCGGUGGUGCUUUUCUUCUGUUUUUUGGUAUUCUCCUUGCUCCCUAUUUGUACAAGAUCAACUGGAUCAAGGAUUUAAGGCUGGAGGGUGACAACAAGAGGAUUUUGGCGAAUCAUUUAGAAUCGAAGAAACGUAAAUUGGGGAAGCUUCCUCCUGUUUAUCCGAACGGAUGGUUCGCCCUCUUGGAAAGCUUUCAGUUGGACAAGCUCCAAGUGAAGCACGUGGCGGCGCUUGGGCAGAAUUUUGCUGUCUUCAGAACAGAUAAUGGGACGGUGAGGAUUUUGGACGCUUAUUGUCCCCAUCUUGGCGCCAACAUGGCAGAAGGUGGUCGCGUGAAAGGGGAUUGUUUGGAAUGUCCCUUCCAUGGCUGGCAAUUCCGUGGCUCUGAUGGACAGUGUGAUUACAUUCCAUAUUCUGAUAAAGUGCCACACAUUGCAAGAACAAAGACUUGGAAAUGUUGCGAAGCCAACAACAUCAUUUUCGUUUGGUACCACGCAGAAGGAUUGGAGCCGAAUUGGCAGCCGCAGACAGUCAGUCACGUAUCGAACCGAACGUGGCGUUAUCACGGUAGAAACGAAUUUCUUAUCAACUGCCACAUACAGGAGGUUGCAGAAAACGGCGCUGAUACAGCGCAUCUAAGCGCAGUGCAUGGACCAAUGAUAUUUUCGAAUAUCAUACACGCAUUCUCUUGUCUCGCUCGUCAUUCUUGGACGAAUGUCGGUUGGAGACCGCAUAAUUUGCUCACUGAAAGUAAAGCAUCCGACGACGAUGAACCAAAGAGACAAGACGACAAAGACUUAAGUCACAGAGCGUACACGACUCUAAAGCACACUUUAGUUCUGUUCGAGAAAUAUAAACUUUGGAACUUGGACGUGCACGUUCAACAAAUCGGUCCAGGCUACGUCGAAAUGAUGAUGGACACCUAUUUUGGCCGAAUAUGUAUCUUUCAAACAGUGACGCCGAUGGAACCCCUUUUACAGAAGGUGACUCAUUUAAUUUAUGCUGCACCGCUGCUCGCUCCCUACGCCGCUAUGAUAUUCUUGGGAGAAUGUUUAAUGUUUGAAAGGGACGUAGCCAUUUGGAACCGAAAAAAAUACGAGAAACAACCGCUCCUCGUUAAAGAAGAUAAAUGUAUUCUUAGUUACCGCAGGUGGUACUCGCAGUUUUAUUCACAGCAUAGUCCCAGUUAUCAUUCAGCUAUGAGAUCAUUGCAAUGGUAGCACAUCUUUUUUUUUUCUGUCGUAAUGGAAGAUCUUAAGAUUCUUUGAGACAUCUGUGAAGAUUUUAUAAUAUUAAUAAUAAUCGUAGAAAUGAUAACACAAAUGAUUAUAAAAUAUAAAUAUUACACAAUGUGCUAAAAUAUAUAAAUAACAGUUCUACUUGCAUAAUGUAAACGUAAGGUGUGCUAUAUUUAAUCGAAAAUUCGAAUACUAUAGAAUCGACUAUGUUAUUCCUGAUAAGUAUUAUUAAAUGUUCUACCA